AUGUCGGGGAAAAUGACCUUGUACAAGCUGGUGGUCCUGGGCGACGGUGGUGUCGGAAAGACUGCUCUCACCAUCCAGCUCUGUCUCAAUCACUUCGUUGAAACAUAUGACCCCACUAUCGAAGAUUCCUACCGCAAACAAGUCGUCAUCGAUCAACAGUCAUGCAUGCUCGAGGUGCUGGACACGGCGGGCCAGGAGGAAUACACCGCACUGCGCGACCAGUGGAUCCGUGAUGGCGAAGGCUUCGUUCUCGUCUACAGCAUCACAUCGCGUGCUUCCUUCUCUCGCAUUACCAAAUUCUACAAUCAAAUUAAAAUGGUCAAGGAGUCCGCCAGCUCGGGUUCCCCCUCUGGCCCCAGCUACCUCAACUCCCCCAUGCAGGGUUCGAACGGCCCCCCACUCCCCGUCCCCGUCAUGUUAGUCGGCAACAAGAGCGACAAGGCUGUCGAGCGCGCCGUCUCCGCGCAAGAGGGUCAAGCUCUGGCCAAGGAAAUAGGUUGUGAAUUCGUCGAGGCCUCCGCCAAGAACUGCAUCAAUGUCGAAAAGGCUUUCUAUGAUGUCGUCCGCAUGCUGCGCCAGCAACGGCAACAAGCUCAAGGUGGUCGGUCGCAGGAUCGCCGUCAACCGGGAUUCACAGGGGGUCGAGACCGAGACGCCGAAGCCAAGUAUACUGGUUUCCGGUCCGAUAAACCUCGACAUCGCAACCGACUCUGCACCAUCCUGUGA
Penicillium waksmanii is the source of this 726-nucleotide messenger RNA. It is a transcript of the gene rasB, whose product is annotated as Ras small monomeric GTPase RasB. The transcript is spliced from 2 exons. NCBI's taxonomy places the organism in Eukaryota, Fungi, Ascomycota, Eurotiomycetes, Eurotiales, Aspergillaceae. Gene Ontology annotation, molecular function: GDP binding; GTPase activity; GTP binding. The coding region runs from base 1 to 726 and encodes 241 amino acids. The record is from RefSeq and is a predicted model, not a curated record. Gene Ontology annotation, biological process: signal transduction. Gene Ontology annotation, cellular component: plasma membrane.